UCAAACCCUAGAAGGCCCGCCGAGAAGCGUCAGUGGGCGCCACCUCCGGCUCCGGGUCCGACGCUGCGCCAAGUCGUCGAGCGUAACGAGAGGCAGCUGGGCCUGCGGUGCUCGGACGUCAGUUGCGGACUGGGACCGUCGGAUGACGAUCCGGUCUCUUCUGUUGACUUGUCCAGCCUGCGUCAGAUAGCUAUUCGCCCGAAGUCCGAUACGUCGGGCCAGGAUACGGUGUGCGAGCACAGGUUCCACCCGGCGUGCUUGGUCAGUGCGGAGCGUGUUGCAGGCUGGGGUCAAGAGGUGAAGACUGGGGAGCCCGCGGGUGAGGACGAGAACAUAGAGGUGUCGUGCCCCGUUUGCAGGGCGCACGGCGUGAUACCCCGCCUAGAGUGGGAGGAGGGCGCCUGCGCGCUCGCGUGA
Molecule: messenger RNA, 417 nt
Organism: Dichomitus squalens LYAD-421 SS1
Lineage: Eukaryota; Fungi; Basidiomycota; Agaricomycetes; Polyporales; Polyporaceae
Exons: 1
Source: RefSeq, a predicted model, not a curated record